GCUCCAAAAUAGUGCGAUAUACCGCAGAACGAGGCAUAUCUGAGGCAUACCAGCAAGAUCCAUCCAUUGUAAGGAUUUUACUAAUUAUCAUGCAGCACAAUGACACUUGCACGAGCCAAUCCCUCCGUUCUGUCACGCAUCUCUCCCUCCACACGUUUCGCUCGCACCCGACCCCAGAUCCGCACUUACGCUGCGCCAGGCGAAGGAGCGAUCCCCGCAGCGAAGAGGAAAUAUGUUCCGACAACCGGAACUUAUCCCCUCGGAUUUAGGGCUGGAAGCGCACAUGUCGGCGUGAAACCAAGCAAUACACGAUUCGACGACCUUGCAUUGAUCGCUUCCGACCAGCCAUGCUCUGCUGCCGCUGUGUUUACUACAAAUAAGUUUCAGGCUGCACCUGUCACUGUGUCGCGGGAGAUACUGAAGAAGAGGAAGGGCGAUGGAGUCCGGGCAGUUGUUGUUAACUCAGGCUGUGCCAACGCAGUUACCGGCAAGGGUGGCAUUGAAGAUGCGAUCACAAUGGGACUGCAAACGGACAAAUGCUUUGAGGAAGAGAGUAAUGGCGAGGACGAUGGACAGGGUAGUAGGACUAUCGUCAUGAGCACCGGCGUCAUUGGACAACGCCUCCCCAUCGAUAAGAUUACUAGCAAAGUCCCAACCGCAUAUUACAACCUUGGCGGCACCCAUGACCACUGGUUAUCUGCGGCGAGGGCGAUCUGUACUACUGACACUUUCCCUAAGCUUUUGUCUCGCACCUUCACACUGCCUUCAUCACAAGAGGAAUACCAUAUUGUUGGCACGACUAAGGGUGCGGGAAUGAUCCACCCAAACAUGGCUACACUCUUGGGCAUAAUUUGUACCGAUGCACCUAUUGCACCAGCGCCGCUCCAGACCCUCCUGACAUCUGCAAUAACGAAGUCGUUUAAUAGUAUUUCGAUUGACGGCGACACCUCCACGAAUGACACUGUGGCCAUACUUGCCAAUGGCGCCGCUGGCGGCUCCACAAUCGACUCCGCUCAACAUCCAGACUUCAACCACCUUCAAAAGACACUCACAGACUUUGCCAUCGACCUCGCCAAAUUGGUCGUCCGUGAUGGCGAGGGCGCUACCAAGUUCGUCACAAUUCGGGUCACAAAUGCUGCCUCAUAUGACGACGCCAAGCGCGUGGCAUCGACCAUCGCCCGCUCUCCCCUCGUCAAGACCGCCCUGUAUGGCAAAGAUGCAAACUGGGGUCGUAUUCUCUGUGCCACUGGCUACGCGGAGGGAGUAUCAUCCGUAGUGCCAACCGAAACCUCCGUCUCGUUCGUUCCCACUGAUGGAAGUGAGGAGCUGAAAUUGCUUGUCAAGGGCGAGCCCGAGCAGGUUGAUGAGACGAGGGCGGGUAAAAUUCUUGAGGCAGAGGAUCUGGAAAUAUUGGUUCGGCUGAGCGAGAACGAGAGUGGAGAAGAGGCAGUCUAUUGGACUUGUGAUUUUAGUCACGAAUAUGUCACUAUCAAUGGCGACUACCGCACAUAGAAUAUCGAAACUUUAUCGACGUCGAUAAAUAUUCGAAUAGCAAUGCGUCAGACAAAAGCGAAUGAGCAAGCGCUCGACAA
Messenger RNA from Aaosphaeria arxii CBS 175.79, 1592 nucleotides. Its product is annotated as Arginine biosynthesis bifunctional protein ArgJ beta chain. Gene Ontology annotation, cellular component: mitochondrial matrix. Bases 100 to 1512 code for a protein of 470 amino acids. Gene Ontology annotation, molecular function: L-glutamate N-acetyltransferase activity, acting on acetyl-L-ornithine as donor; L-glutamate N-acetyltransferase activity, acting on acetyl-CoA as donor. The record is from RefSeq and is a predicted model, not a curated record. The transcript is spliced from 2 exons. NCBI's taxonomy places the organism in Eukaryota, Fungi, Ascomycota, Dothideomycetes, Pleosporales. Gene Ontology annotation, biological process: L-ornithine biosynthetic process; L-arginine biosynthetic process.